AUGCUGCUGUUGCUGGGUCUGUUCGGUGUCUGGCUGAGCUGCUCCUCAGCUGCAGAGCUGGGUGUGGUGCAGACAGAGGCGGGGCUGGUGGAGGGGCAGAGUCACAGGAUGGGGCUGUUCAGGACUGUCGAUGUCUUUAAAGGAAUCCCCUUCGCUGACGUCCCUGGAAAGUGGGAGAAACCAAAACCCCAUCCUGGAUGGAGCGGGAUCCUGAAGGCAACUAAAUAUCGAGAUCGCUGCCUGCAGGUGACGCUGCUGCAGACAAAAACCCAGGGCAGCGAGGACUGUCUCUACCUCAACAUCUUUGUUCCACAGGGAAGACAAUUGUCCACUAACCUCCCGGUGAUGGUGUACCUGUUUGGGGGGGCCUUCCUGUUGGGGGCGUCCAACGACGUGGCCGUCCUCGGAGACUCACUGUACGACGGGAAGGAGAUGGCCGACAGGGGCGACGUCAUUGUCGUCACGGUGAACUACAGAGUCGGUACGCUGGGCUUCCUGAGCACCGGAGACCCCCGACUGCCAGGUAACUACGGUCUGUGGGAUCAGCACGCUGCCAUCUCCUGGGUCUACAGAAACAUCAAGGCGUUUGGAGGAAACCCCAGCAACAUCACCAUCUUUGGCCAAUCAGCUGGAGCCGCCAGCGUCAGCUUCCAGAUGCUGUCUCCGUACAGUAAAGGGUUAUUCCGCAGAGCGAUCUCACAGUGUGGGGUGGCCCUCAGUCCCUGGGCUCUGCAGAGGAACCCGAUGGCUCUCACCAAGAAGAUCGCUCGGAAAGUCGGCUGCUGGAGAAGCGACGAAGACGAGAUGAUAUCGUGUCUGAAGAUGAGCGACCCGGUCGGUCUCACCAUGGCUGGAAAGAUCGAUGUGCUCCUUAUUCUGGGAAAAGGCGUGGUCAUGGAUCUCCUCGAACUCGCUCCAGUGAUUGAUGGUGAUUUUAUCCCCGAUGAGCCCAGUCAGCUGUUUCACAAUGCAGCUCAGUUUGACUACCUGGCCGGGGUCAACAGCAUGGAUGGGCACAUCUUCGCUGGAGUCGACGUCCCUUCCAUUAACAUGCGAAAUGCCACCACCGUACAGCAGGUCAGGGGUCUGCUGGCUGGUCUGACCAAAGAGAAGGGGAACGCCGCCAUCGACUCGGCCUACAGCGUGUACACGUCUCACUGGGGUUCGGCUCCAGAGCAGGCGGUGGUGAAGAAGACCGUGGCCGACAUCGAGACUGACUUCCUGUUCCUGGUUCCCACUCAGAUUGCCCUCCAGCUCCACGCCAACAAUGCCAGUGGAGCCCGUACCUACUCUUACCUGUUCAACAUGAAGACUCGUAUCCCAGGAUUCCCCAGCUGGGUGGAGGCGGAGCAUGCCGAAGACCUGCAGUAUCUGUUUGGUAAACCCUUCUCCAUCCCGCUGGUCUACUUCCCGCGGCACCGAGACCUGUCCGAGUACAUGAUCGCAUACUGGACCAACUUCGCCAGGACCGGUGAUCCCAACGCUGGUCACAGUGGAGUCCCAGUUCCCUGGCCCCCCUUCACCAAACACCACCAACCCUACCUGACCAUCAACAACAAGAUCACCAAGUCCUCCGUCAGAUACGACCUGAGAUCAGACUACGUGGUCUACUGGACCCAAACCUACAGCAGGCUGCCGUCAGUCCGGGCGGAGGACAAAACGGAGGGAUGA
Molecule: messenger RNA, 1671 nt
Organism: Scatophagus argus
Lineage: Eukaryota; Metazoa; Chordata; Actinopteri; Scatophagidae
Product: bile salt-activated lipase-like
Exons: 12
Coding region: 1-1671 (556 amino acids)
Biological process (GO): chemical synaptic transmission; postsynaptic membrane assembly; modulation of chemical synaptic transmission
Cellular component (GO): postsynaptic specialization membrane; synapse; cell surface
Molecular function (GO): neurexin family protein binding; signaling receptor activity; triacylglycerol lipase activity
Source: RefSeq, a predicted model, not a curated record